Messenger RNA from Fusarium verticillioides 7600, 2045 nucleotides. RefSeq lists its product as hypothetical. Gene Ontology annotation, biological process: protein quality control for misfolded or incompletely synthesized proteins. The record is from RefSeq and is a predicted model, not a curated record. Gene Ontology annotation, molecular function: ATP hydrolysis activity; ATP binding. The transcript is spliced from 3 exons. The coding region runs from base 184 to 1803 and encodes 539 amino acids. NCBI's taxonomy places the organism in Eukaryota, Fungi, Ascomycota, Sordariomycetes, Hypocreales, Nectriaceae. Gene Ontology annotation, cellular component: mitochondrion; cytoplasm.
CUUCGGGUCACCAGUACCGGGGACCAAUUCUAAACCCGACCCACACCAUCGUCACUCACAUACCGGAUUCGCAACUCCCCUCCAUGAUUAACUCUCUCAUGUUACAAACUUAUUUCUGUAUACUCACCAACGAACGAUCGCGAACGAAACCGCCUUGAUUCUUGCGAAAUAUAUGCGAUCAAUAUGCGUGGCGCGCUGAGGUGUAGGGCCACUGCUCGCCAUCCUCGAUUGUUACGACUAUCGGCGGAUGGCGGUAGAUUUUCGAGGACGCUUCGGACGAGCGCAACAUCACAGGGCUUGAGGACAGGCUUAUAUUGCCGACAAACACAACAAGCACUUACGAUUCAAGGCGCAAACUUAUCGACGUCAUGUUUUAACCGAUCGCGGUCGAUGGCAACAGUAGUCGAUGCUGAACCUAUACACGGCGGAGGUCCAAUUCCAGAAUAUGACAGAAGAGUACAGGCGGGCAUACUGCGAAACGAUGAACACCAAAGAGGGAUCAUACAGAAUUUCCAAAACUUAUAUCAUGAGUUGGAGAAAUAUGAUGCACCGCCAGUCCAGCACCCCAGCAUCGAAUCCCUCAAGCCCACGAAGAAGUCAAUAUUCUCGUCGCUCUUCGGCGCAGGCGGCAGCAGGUCGGCUACUGGGGAUAUACCUAACGAUCUUCCGAGGGGCCUGUAUCUCUAUGGUGACGUGGGUUGUGGCAAGACCAUGUUGAUGGAUCUGUUAUAUGAAACUCUGCCUCCAUCUGUUAAGUCAAAAAGUCGAAUUCAUUUCAACAACUUCAUGCAAGAUGUACACAAGAGACUUCAUAGAUUCAAAAUGGAGCACGGAAACGACAUUGACGGAGUACCAUAUAUCGCGGCCGACAUUGCUCAACAGGCAAAUGUGCUCUGUUUCGACGAGUUCCAGUGCACGGAUGUAGCAGAUGCAAUGAUUUUGAGACGACUACUUGAAUCUCUCAUGGCAAACGGUGUAGUCCUUGUAACAACUUCCAACAGACACCCCGACGAGCUGUACAAGAACGGUGUCCAGCGGGAGUCAUUCAUCCCCGCCAUCGAACUUCUCAAGAAUCGUUUGCAUGUCAUAAAUCUCGACUCGCCAACCGAUUACCGAAAGAUCCCUCGACCUCCAUCUGGUGUGUACCACACUUCACUCGACAGCCAUGCGCAUGCACACGCAGAGAAAUGGUUCCGAUUCCUCGGCGAUCCUGAACAGCCUGAACCUCGACCCGAGACGCAAAAGGUCUGGGGUCGUGAGAUUUAUGUUCCUCGAGUCAGCGGACGAGCGGCAUGGUUCACCUUUGACGAAUUGAUCCGACAACCAAAAUCUGCUGCUGAUUUCAUUGAGCUGGUUCGGGCUUAUGAGGCAUUCAUUGUAACCGAUAUUCCCGCAAUGAAUCAUCAGCAGCGAGAUCUCGCGCGACGCUUCAUCACAUUCAUCGAUGUUGUGUAUGAGGGCAACGCCAAGCUUGUCCUGACUACAGAAAAACCCCUUUCAGAUCUUUUUGUUUCCCGAGAUGAGAUCGCUGAAAGCCUCAUGAAGCAGGGCGUGAAGCAUGAGCACGCGGAGGAUGCUGCUGCCAACCAUGACCUGGUACACAGCGUUGACAAGCUCAAAGACUCAAAUCUCUUUGCCAGUUCUGAAGAGGCAUUCGCAUUCGCUCGUGCGCUUAGUCGACUGCGGCAUAUGGAGAGCAAAGAAUGGGUAGAAAGGGGAAUGGGUCUCGAAGCUCAAGGCGGAAAGUUGGAUAAGGAUAACUGGAUCAAGGCGAGAAGCCGUCAGAUGGAAGAUUCUAUGUGAAGAGGAAGAGACGAGGCUGGAUCUUGGGAGAAGCAUUAUAUACCCGGGGCAUUGACUCAGCAUAGCGAGCGUUUGCCUGCUCUUGUACUUAUAAUAACUGUAUGAUGACGCCUGUUGAAUUGAGCAGUUUGGAUUCACACAUGAGCAUAUUUGCUUUCUAUAUAUAGAGAUAUACGAUGAUGGCUGAAUAGAAAAUUUCGCGGAAGGUGACGAGUGUUUUUAUCGCUUCCUGGCAACUCCCC